AUGAGGUUCCUCCUGGUCGGGAAAAGCGGGGCAGGGAAAAGUGCCACCGGGAACACCCUCCUCGGAGAACGCGUGUUCAAGUCCAAGCUUGCGACCAAGCCGGUGACCGUGAGCUGUGUGCAAGCACAAGGGCGCUGCCACGGUGAGGACAUCACGGUCAUUGACACGGCCGAUAUUUUGGAUCCAAGAGCUGCCAUCAGUGAGGUGUACAAAGAAAUCACUCAUUGCGUCAGGCUGUCCUCCCCUGGCCCCCACGUGCUACUGCUGGUAACCAAGCUGGGCCAAUUCAUCGAGGAGGACAAGGAGGCCGUGCAGAGACUGCAGGACAUUUUUGGAGUUGAUGUUUUGAGGCACACAAUCGUCUUACUCACCCACGCAGAAGACCUGGCGGGAAGGUCGCUGCACGAUUACCUGCAGCAUUGCGACAACGCAGCGCUCCAGGACCUGAUCCUGCAGUGUGGGAGCAGGUACUGCGGCUUCAACAACAGAGCAGUCGGCGCCGAGCGGGACCAGCAGGUCGCCAAGCUGAUGGGGAUGGUCUACCACGUGGUGCAGGAGAACGGGGGCAAGUGGUACAGCAACACCAUGUACCUGGAGCCCAGUUUAACGGAAGAGAAAGUGGAGCAUCACGUGGGGCGGUACAAAGCAGAGAGGAAAAUGAGGGAGCGGUCCCGAGCUAUGCCAUGCAGGAUAAUUGUGGGUUGUGGUAUAAUUCUCUUUGUCUUUGCUCUGCUUUCCGUGUAUUUCCUUGUUUUCCGGGAUUUUCCUUAUUUAUCCUGA
Pelecanus crispus (Dalmatian pelican) is the source of this 780-nucleotide messenger RNA. RefSeq names its product GTPase IMAP family member 5. The record is from RefSeq and is a predicted model, not a curated record. Gene Ontology annotation, molecular function: GTP binding. NCBI's taxonomy places the organism in Eukaryota, Metazoa, Chordata, Aves, Pelecaniformes, Pelecanidae.